Messenger RNA from Pelobates fuscus (common spadefoot toad), 2926 nucleotides. RefSeq names its product serine/threonine-protein kinase Nek4-like. The transcript has 4 exons. Gene Ontology annotation, molecular function: protein kinase activity; ATP binding. Bases 263 to 1765 code for a protein of 500 amino acids. Gene Ontology annotation, biological process: protein phosphorylation. The record is from RefSeq and is a predicted model, not a curated record. Lineage: Eukaryota; Metazoa; Chordata; Amphibia; Anura; Pelobatidae.
ACCUGUAGCACCGAGCAUGCGCUGCCAGCUGCCCCCUAACGGAAGGAGAUGCCGUGUGUGCCUGCUGGGGACUCGGUUUCCUUAGCAAUGGCCAACAGCCUGAGGCCCAGACUGAACAAAAACAAUAGCAAUGCUGGAGUAACAUCAUCCGGGGUUUCAUAGAAAACCUCACUGGGCUGCCGUAACCCGACCUUGGAGCCAGUAAGCUGGACAGCAGGACGGUGUGCAGUCAUACCGGGCCCUUCUCCGCUAGCCAAACACCAUGGAGGACUAUGAGAAAAUACUGAAAAUUGGCAGAGGGGCAACUGCGGAAGUCUUUUUAAUGAGAAAUUUGAAAAACAAAAAGACAUUUGCUGUCAAAAAGAUAAAGAUAGACACAUCCAAACAGAUGAGAACCAAAGAGGGUAUUAUUCAAGAAGCCACUAUAUUACGUAAAAUUGUGCAUCCUCAUGUGAUAACAUGCCAUGAGUACUUCUGUGACCUCGACGAUGAGCAUGUUUUCAUUGUCCAGGACUAUUGUGAUGGAGGUACACUUGAUGACCACAUCAAAGAGAGACAAGGUGACUUUUUCCCGGAAAGCACUAUUAUGGAGUGGUUUGUUCAGCUGACUAUGGCUGUUCAGUACAUUCAUUCCAUAAAAAUCCUUCAUAGAGAUAUUAAAACAUCGAAUGUCUUUCUCACCAAGAAAGGCAUAGUUCGGCUUGGAGACUUUGGAAUCUCCAAAAUCAUGAGCAGCACCAUCGAUAUGGCAAGCACGUGUGUUGGAACACCAUAUUAUCUCAGCCCAGAGCUCUGCCAGGACAUUCCUUACAGUUCCAAAUCAGACAUAUGGGCUCUUGGGUGCCUCCUUUAUGAGAUCUCAGCCAUGAAGCCUGCUUUUGAAGCAAAUAACUUAAUAAGCCUUUUCUACAAAAUUGUAAAAGGGGACUAUUCUCCUCUUCCAGAAUAUUACUCAGCAGACCUGCAUGACUUAGUUAGAACAAUUUUGCAAAAGAUGCCAGAAUCCAGACCAAAUGCAAGCUCCAUCCUGAACUUUGGUUUUGUCCAUAGACAUUUGGAAAUCUUUAUUCAGAAGCAUGAACUUCAGUUGUUUAAACAUAUUAUGGAAAAGAAAGACAAUAAAGAAAAUGCUUGCUUGUCAGAUAAUCGGAGCAGAACAUCUAUGGCUUAUCAGGUGCCCAAGGAAGAUUUCAGGUGUAAGUCGGCUCCACCAAGUUCCUAUAAGCCUGAUGUUCACUCUUGUGAACUGUGGGAACAGGGUGAGCUGUCUAGUACUGGAGACAGAUCAGAGUAUUCUGAAGACUUUGACAAUGACAGUCUGUCUUCAGUAGAGGAGAACCUAGAGGAGAUAGAGUGUCACCCAUGUCAGAAUGAGGAUAUUCCAGAAGAAAUAGGUUUUAAUGAUAAUGAUGGUGGCGGUGAUGGUGACAACGAAUACCCUGAUGAUUUUGAGGAGUUUGAGGGAAACACUCUGGAGCUGGUAGUCACCCAUGCUCGAUCAGCAAUGGAUUUAUAUCCUGAUAAUGACACCUUCGAAGAAGACAGUAAAGAACAGGACUUACAUUGUAUGUCACAAACACUCAAAACAAUGCGCCAGCAAUGCAUAGGGGAUGUUGGACAAACCCUGUAUGAAGAGAUCUCCAGCCAUUUCCUGAAAGGUUUGACACCUAAAGAUCUGCAGCCACAGUUUGAACACCAGAUGGGACCAGAUAGACUGGAGACCUGCUACCUUCUCUUCAACAUGGAUCAAGAAACCCCUUCAUAACCCAUCUAAAGAGACUUAUUUUAUUUUUUUGUUUUUUUUUACUAUUUUAAUGAGGGUAAUCAAAUAUUAAAAUAAACCUGCCACCACUUGCCUGACCCUCUUCUCCCCUGUUGCAAUCUCCUUACAGAGGUGGGUGUAACAUUUCUGUAUCACCCACCAUCAGCUCGCCCUCACUUCUCCUGUGGUCUUCACUGAUCAGUCACUCCAUUCCUAUACUGUCUAGCCAGCACAAGCAGCUCCAGCUAAGUUACCAUAGCAACCAUGGAGCAUGCAUGGUGGAUGCUGUGGAUGUAGAGCAGGAGAACCACCUGUGGGAGGUACCUUCUGCUCUCCCUGUCAAUCAAUUCUUCGGUAUAGACUCUGCUGAAGAACUGACUGACAGGUGGCAGAAAAACAUUUUUUAAAUAGGUUAUUCAUGUUUACUAAAAGUCAGUCUUUUUAAAAGUGAACAGAAAAGAAAGAAACCAUGCCAAAGCAUUUUACUUUUUCAUGCUUUUUGUAGUUUACAUGUUGUUUUGUUUUUUGAGAGCAUUAAAUUCUAGUUAUACAUUGUGCCAGCAAAUGUGUAGAUUGUGAGAAAAAUCUAUUCCAAAAUAGUUUUUAUCCCACCUGUCAAUCGAUUCCUCAGCAUAGCCUAUUCAAAUAAUUGAUUGAUAAAGGAGAUCAGAAGAGUCCUUCUGCCCUCCAUGUAUAGUAACAUACAUGGCUAGCAUCAUAGCGCUAGCUGGGGUAUAGAGGAAUGCAGUGAUUAAUGUCACUCUGUUCCGGUGGGGUAUAGCGGAAUGCAGUGACUGAUGUCACUCUGUUAUAGUGGGGUAUAGAGGAAUGAAGUGACUGAUGUCACUCUGUUCCAGUGUUAAUUUUUGCAGCAAAUUUCAAUUUGGUUUUAGUCAUAGCCUUUUGAUUAAAAAGCCAUUUUAGUUUAAGUUAUGUUUUAGUCAUCUGAAUUGUUUUAGUUUUAGUCGACAAAAUUAACACUGCUCUGUUCAGAAACAGGAAAUGAAGCCAGCAUGUCUGCAUCACAUAGGUUUGCCUGACUUUUGGAAAGGGUACCCAAGCAUGGCAGAUUAAAAAAAAAGGCUGUGGGCGGACCGGAGGUAUACAGAAGUAUAACUCGCACCUCUGAAUACAUGGCUGUGGAGGGCUAGCUGAGUCCUGACA